UACUCGGUAGCACCUAGAAGUGAAAGACGAGACCCCAUACUGCGUGUUUCGUCAAUUAGAGUGUGUCGUCAUCAUUUGUGCUUACUCUCUUCCGAGUAGCGAGACACUCAUCCCUUGAUAUGUACUGCAGUUGUAUAAUUUCGUAAUAAUUAUAUGCGAAAAGGGUAGAGCACUCACUCCACCAUCGAUUUUUAGUCUUCCUUUUCCUCAGAAAAAGUAUGCAGAUUUCAAUCCUUGUAAAUUAGCUUGAAGAAGUACUUCUGUAGCUACUACUAAAAAGUAUAAAAAUCAGUGGAUUCUAGUACCCGUCAAAAAAAACUUCUUGGUCGAAAAAGAAGCACUAUAACUUUUGGAAAGCACAUCUCGAACUCGCUGUAACAUCACCAUGCCGGCCGUGGAAGCAAGCAGUGUGCUAACGGUCGCCACCGCGCCCGCUGGUGAAGGCCCCCCGCAAAGUGCCUUGCAGGUGUCGAGAGCAGCCCGAGUAAAAAGUCUUUGGAAUGCUUUACGCGAUAGUGUUAUUGGGGAAAAAGCUACUGGCGGAACCGAAUUGACGGGGCACCUGUAUGGCUAAGCUGGUUUGGGCGAGUCUGUAGUUGGAAGGAACGUGAUCAGUCAUCAUUUUCUCUAUUUACCUGGGGGCCCCGCGCAUCCUACAUGCGGCGCCAUCGUUACAAGAUGGCACUUCACAUUCUCACUCUCGUUCACCUUCACUAUUCUCUAGUGCACUGCCCACAUUCACAAAAUGUUUUCCGCCCUCACUUCCUGCCCCCGCUUAGCCACAACCUCAAACACGAGGUUGGGCGACUGCGUCAUCACGCUCCGCAUUCUCUUUCACAUUUCGCUUCACUUUCCUUCGCACAUGUUCCUUAUAUUUCAGUCCCUUACUCUCCCUACGCUCACAGCCAGAUUGGUGGCCUCAUUUAUCGCGACCUCUUCCCGCUUUCGUGCGUGGGUGAUUUCUAGAAAGCAUUUGGGUGAGUACUGCUGGGCCAGUCGGGCAUUCUGGCUGUGACCACAGGCAGAGUAAGCUUCGAGCUCGCUCAAAUUAUGGCUCGCGUGAGCCUCUAAUUUUAUGAUCAGCCCGAGCUGUGCGACAUGGAGCAGGUUGCAAAGGAACUGCGUGCCAGUUGGAUGCGUGGCAACGAGGAGAACGAAGAAGCAGCAAAGGCUUUGGAGGAAAUUCUGAAUGCUGCACUAAGCGAGGACCAAGAACAAGGGUAUUAUUAUGAUUUCUUUUCCUCAGUAUCUCUGAUCUAGUAAUAGUUUUUUGUGAUGAUAAUAGAAGAGAGCUUGUGGACCGUAUUCAAAAUCUUCUGCUUCAUCAAAUAUUACUGCACGACAGGACGGGACAGAAACUGCAAGCUCUGAACGACUUUGCCAGGCGAAAGAACGCAGGUGGCGGUUUAAGCUCGACGGACUUCAACUGUGCUUAAGGAUUCAGUUGUAAUAGCGUCCUCUUCUAUAAUAAAAUCGCACGCAUUCACUGCACUCCCUUGUAGAGGAAGAAACGUCAAGAAUGCAAAAACUCCUCAUCGAUAAAAUCACUCGUCGAUAAUUUCGAAAGUAGUUGCGCGAGCAUUGCGCGUUAGCAUUCUCUCUAAACUAGUCACAAUCAUAGUUCAAUAAAUUCGCAUUCAUCAUUAUCACCAUCACCAUCACCAUCACCAUCACCAUCACCAUCACCAUCACCAUCACCAUCACCAGCACCAUCACCAUCACCAGCACCCUCACCCUCACCCUCACCCUCACCCUCACCCUCACCCUCACCCUCACCCUCACCCUCACCCUCACCCUCACCCUCACCCUCACCCCAUCAUCAUCAUAAUCUUCACCAUUCUGCAAGCCUCUAACUUUCUUUUCCGAAAGAUGGAAGAAUCACAUUCGAUACCACUGCAAGUAAUAUCGUUUUCGAAGCGAAUGCCCGGGAGACUGCUCUGAUCAGCAAAGACGACCUAGAGUUAAGGCACGCUGGUGACUUCUAUUAAUUUGACCAGCUAGUGGGCUUCCUAGGAUCAACUUGUUGGCGUCUAUUCCAUUGAGAAGACUACCUCGGGUCGCCGACCACCUUAGUCACCUAAGCUACUUAGUAUUUCACCUACUUAGAUGUAGUCACCUAUCUAGUUUCUCACUCUUUAGGCUCUCAUCGUGCUUUAUACCUUCGAUUUUUCAAACAAGAGAAAAAGGUUAAAAGGUAGAAAAUAGAAGUCAGCACGCAGCGUCUAACAGCGAGCUUCACGUUUUUCACGCCCCUUUGGUUCCGACAGCAGCUCCUUUCACAUGGCAAGAGUAAUAGUACUCCAACAUACCCACCAAUCCUGCUAGUGGUGUAGAGGGUGUCCCAACAUAUGCGCCAAUCUUGCUAAGUCCUCCUCAAUCAUGUUUAAUAUGCAACAGCUACAAUUUCCAUGACACGUAGGAGCAGUCCCUUUCAUCUAGCGGAACGCUUUUCCUCCAACUACGCAGGUGACCGAGAAAGGGUGAAGAAGAUCGCGGGCAUGCUGAUACAAGCGAGAAGAAAGAGCACAGGUGACGGUGGGUGUCAAAGGAUUGCUCAGGCUGUUGCUGAGCGACUCCGGACUGGGAGUAUCAUGUUUACUGAACUCGAGUAUGAAGCUUUCAAGCACAUUUUGAGCGCUGCACUCAGAGAGGAGGAGAAGUAUAUUAUUUGAACGUGGCUGGGUGUACUGGGUUGGAUAAUAUUUAGUUUCAGACCACUUACUUUGUUUUGUAUCUAUUUUCGCUUCCAUCUGUUGACCCCCCUUUGAUGAAAGAUACAGAAAGAACACCGCCGGAUCUUUUCCGGGUUCUUUCAUUAUUAAAUACUGCAUAACGUUCAGCGCUGCAACCCUCGAGAAGUUCAAACAACUUUUCGAAGAAGUGGCGCCUGAUGUUUGGCAACAAGUGAAGAAAUUUUACUGGGAUUCCGGAGAGUGCUCUUAAGGAUUCAGUGUCGCAAAGUUCUUGCUGUUAUCUAAGUAUAAAUUUAGAAUAGACGACGCAUUCGUCACCUCGCUUUGUUGUGAUUGUGGAAAUGAACCAUGUAACUUUUUAGGGAUUUCCUUGAGUGUCGUUCUUGCACUGAUAUCAUUCUACUCCAUAGAGGCUCGGGUGGCGGGUGAGCGAAUUAAGCCUAGAAAUUUUAUGUUGCUUUCGGUAGGACCAUGCUUCCACCUCCCUAUUUCAACUGCCAACUGAGUAAUUGAAUGAGGGCAAUGACCUCUAAUCGAACACGGCAAAGAUCGUGUUUGAAAAGGAGACUGGAAAUAUCGUUUUUGACACAACGAAGCUUGGGGACACGAUAGAACCUAAAACCAUCUUGAUCGAAGGUGACGCCCUGAAAUUACGGCCCUUUGCUGUGGACGUGUGCUUGACUUCUAUUAAUCUAGCCAUUUAGUUAGCAGUAUCAAGCAGACGGCCGCCUCGUUUCACUUCAUUGACUUCCAUUCCAUUUAGAAGACCACCGGGAAUCACCUUACUGACUUCUAGUUUACCUAUUGGACAACACAUGGCGACGUCAUUGCCUUCUAGUUAACUUGCUGAGGUCCUCAUCUUGCUUUUUUCAUGAAGAGAAAGUAGCGGAUUAGAGACUCUUUUUCUACUCUAUCUAGAAGUCCGUUACUUUCUUAUCUUGAAAAUAGAAGGCUCUUGGAAAUCGAAGUAUGGGCGCAACGUCUAACAAGAAACUUCAAAUUUUACGGAUACAACGGAAACGAAAAAAAGAAUGCCUACAGGGACACCCGUCAGUUUGCUUCGGCGCUGAACACGUCUGCAGCAUUGAACGGUACUGCAGUGUGCCGAGAUUGAUUUCCUAUCGUUUGUCUCUUUUCUCGGAUAGUCGUUCGAUCGCACAGAGCAACAGUUUCAGAAGAGGCUAGCUAAAAAAAUUCACUUGAGAAGAUCGCACUAACACUAUGAGUACAUAGCACAAGGAAGAGAAUUGUGAUACUCACGCAUGAAAGACGCCGGACCAUGCUGUCAGAGACGUCCGCGGGCCUUUAACUAACAUUAGGGAGACCUCCGCGACCGGUUCGUUGGUCAAUGGGUGCUGCAAAUUGAAUAUGGCUCACAGUACUGCUAGCAUUUAAGAAGUAGGCCUGGCUUAGGUCUAACAACACUCAGCAAAGCGCGCAAGCAAUGCUAAUGAAAAUAUGUGGGAAGAAGAACCCUCGUCAGACAGCAGCAUGAUGCUAAGCAAUAUUUAGCAAACUCUGACUUCCCCAAACAAAUUGGAGAAGCAGCGCGUUGGCUGGCUGCUUUCUCGCUGCGUGCUUUCAUCUAAACAGCAAACAUCUUUACAACAGGUGACUGGUCGCUUGUUGCUGCAUGCUUUUCCCCCAAAGAAUCAUCUCCACGACAGGUUCCUUGCUUUCAUCCGAGCGGCAAACCUCUCCACCUACUUCAAAACAAGAAGCGCGUCCAUCAUUCAUGCCAAAUCCUAAAUCCAACAGAAAUCCGCGAGACAGGUGGCGAGGGGGGACUCCUGAAGUUGCUGGGCCAGGCGAGGGAGGAGCUGACAGGCGGAAAUUGUCAAACACAGGAUAUGGAACAGCUUCAAAACGUGUUUCGGGGUUUCUGGGGUGAGGGAAAGUUUGAUCGACAGACUGUCAAUAGUGGUCUCCAGCCGUUAGCAAAUGAUGUUCUAGUGGAGUAUUUGGAACAUGCGGGUGGGCUCGCAGCGGAAACGUACUAUUGACGUCACUAGUCUAAAAGCAGUGCUAUCGAUAAGAAGUAGUCUAGCAGAGUGCCACUCGUAUCAUCUUGGCUCGUGGUUCUUCGUCAUAUUAAUAAUCGCACCAAUCCCGCAACCAAGGCGGGGCGAGGUGGAGCGAGCGUGGCCCGCCUGAAGACCAUACCGCCCAGCCGAUGCCGAGUCACCGCCGGAUCCGGCCGCGAAUCCGCAAGGCGCAACCGCCCGAGGCAGUACCCCAGGACCGACCCUCACCUAGCGACAAUCGGCGUCUUUUCAGGUGCGGGGGCAUGGCGCUGGUGCGCUUGUCCUUGUGCGGAAUCAAUGGGGGUCAUGCUGGGGCGUCGUGGUUGUCGGGCGUCCGGCCAUGCAGCGGGCCAGGGGUGGGCGAGCUUGCUGCCUGAGUCACAGCUAGUACCGCUGCCAGGUGUCGGCCUUUUGCUUUCUUGUUUGGCGCUCGCACAUUUGGGCGAGAGGGCCUGCGCGAGAGAGCCGCGCCCGCGGCCGGGCUUUGCUUUGAAUCGCCCCGAAGGUGAAGAGCGCUGGCCCGAAGAGGCCACUUUGGAGGACAGAGGGCCGGCGACGGUUCUAGAUUCAGAACCGGCAGGGGCGCUGCCGUGAAGAGCGGGGAGAGAGAUGGAUUGCCGGGCCCAGUUCGCGACCCACAGCGAAGCCUAGACCUCGUGGGGCACGUUGGCGAACCCGGUGCCCGAUUGCCAGGCGCUACGCCGCUGCGUGUCCCUGCUCUCUUCUCUUCUUUUCAUCGGUGUUGCUGUGGUCUAUGAGUGCUCGAAGCAUGGGUGGCGCCGGUUUGCCGGCUUCAAAUUCCACAAACGCUCCGCACGGACACUCCUACUCGGGCCGCGGCCCCUAUGCCUACUGCUACGACUGUCCCUGCCUCUCGACCACAUCCAAUAUACCUUUUUUUGGUUGUGAAUUCAAAAUUGUUGUCGAAAAUCCGAUGUCAGCACUAGAAGUACUUAUCGCGCAUAGGGACAUUAGUAUCAUCUAUUUGGAUACGAAAUCUUCUGUCUUGACACGCUCCACACGGCAGGUCUGCUUGGCCGAAAUUGAGGAAGUUUGUGAAGCGGACGCUGGAUUGUCAGAUCGCAACGUCGCAAGGCAUUGCGUCGGAGUGGCGGAGAGGUGAUUCGUGGCAGCGCUUUGCGGUGGAGAUGGGGGAAACGACGCUCCUAGACUAUUCCGCUGGGAGUUUCAACCCGAGUCCCGAAGAAAGAUUUCUCGGCCCGCUUUUAAGACUUUUUUUGCUCGAUUCUAUCUAUGAUCCAUACCGCGUUGCUUGUGGCUUCUUUCUCUAGAACAGAAAUAAGCAGGUCAUCAGAGAAAUACUCACGAUAGAACGGAGCAACCCCGACGGCGGGGCCUAGACAUCCUAUCCUACCGUAACCCUAUCCCAGCCUCUAAUUUUUAGCUUCAGGAAAGCGCUGUCUGAGGCAAUGUGGAAACCAAAAUACGGAGAAGAAAGUAGUACUUAAGUGCGUCCUCGUAGUACUUUGUUUCUACUCAUUUCUUGACUGUUUUCUAUUUUCCAUCAUAGGUGGUGAUAGUUUCUACUUGAUGCAAGAGCCACACUUGUAUAUAAGACGAAGCUGAAAACGUCCAAAGUUUGCGUUUACAGAGUCAAUCUCUUACUUUUCUCAGGCUAGUAGAUUUUGCUCAUUCAGCCAUCAAUGAACAAACAUUAUAGCAACAUAUAAUAUAUCGCAAAAGGUUCGCAUGCUCCGCGAAAGAACCUUGAAUGUCUCAUGGAUGUCGCGUUUAAGGCUUCCCCUAAUUCAUCUGCUGAAGCAGCUUGGAGCUGUCCCGUAAGCGAAGGGGAAAACAGCUCCAAGAUGGACUCCAGGAUGGAUGUAGGUGAGCUCUAAAACACAUAAAAGGAGCAGCGGGAACAUAAAAGAACCGACUGGGGGAGCCGCGUUCAACGACUGCAUGAUGGGGAAGAUUACGAACGACCUCAAGAACGCCUGGAGUGGUAGCUCAAAAUUCGCGGGUGAGACUGAUGAAGAGAACUCUGACGGCGCCCGCGCUUUGAAGGAAAUUUUGCAGAGUUCGAUCGGGUAAUCAUAAAUUAAGGACUUUGCCUUCAAUUUUUUGGAGUACGCCAUCCAUCUCUUGGUGGUGACGAUAAGAGAGAACAAACCUCCGAAUAAAGGGAGUCUUGUUCUUGGGUCAGCAACGUGUGUAAGUAGAGCGCGUUUUCUGUCUUACUCUUUUAAAUAAGGGGUUCGGCGCAUCUACUCUUCACACAUUGCAUAGUUGCCGCUGACGUUGAGCAGGACUACUAUAGUGUACUAGUAGGCACUUCUACUUCUGAAUGAUAGAUAUGGAUCGUAAUAGAAGCAAGAACCUCGCUGAACUAUCUCUUUCUGAUCACAAUGAGUAUCAAUAUCACAGCAUCGAAAACGAAGAGAAAAUGGUUUCGCUGGGCACAUUUUUUAUGAAGAAGAAGUUUCCGAUUGCGGAGAAGUUUCCGAUUGCGGGUGUUGAUGGAACAAUUGAAACUGGAUGGAGAGCAAAGAUCGGAUGGAGCCAAACUCAAACGCUCAGUUAAGGAUAGGCUUUAGGUGUUCCCGUUGCCGUUAGUUUUACCUGCUAUGAGAGGGAAGGGCCAUAACUAAUGGCGGAAGCUAACGCCAAGAGCCUACCUCUAACAGUAAACGCACACGCACUAUCCUGAAACCGACACUAGUAUCGUCCUCAGACUCGAGAAGACGGCGGAUGGAGGAAAGCUGAAGGAGUAUAAGCUGAUUGAGCUCUUUGACCUAAAAAUGGGCCAAGACAAUUUACGGCUGACCUGGUGCUUUGUGAGUGUGCGCUUCCAUUUUAGACUUGGAAGCUCGAUUUCCUUGCUUGCUUUCUGUCCAAUUUCGUGCCUGUAGGCACCACGGAAAAACGAGACAGAGAAGCUGGUGAUGAAAUGGCGCGGCUUGGUCUGUCCUCUAAUAUUUUCUGCCUCAGGGCGGAUCGAACGUGAUGCAGAAUAUCCGAAAUUUGCUGAGGCACUCCAGCAGAGAGACAGUAACAAACUUAACGUAGCACCACUGCAAAAACUUACAUAGAGAUCGAUGUGUAGCAGUAAGGUAGUGGCUACAUCAUCGUCAUAGGUUCGUCAGUCAGCCAGGCAAGCAGUCCGUCAAUGUUCUUCGUGCAUGUUAGUUUACAGCAAAUAUAUACAGCUGAUCUUUAGUCGGAGAGUUCUGUUGACAACUAGUUUACAGACACACAGAAGCAAUAUUGGUUUCUUGAUAAUCUGACUACCAUCCACCUAACCACGAACAUCAUAGGAAACACGGGAGACAAGGCAAUAGCGGGCGAGCUUCUUUGUCUACUGAAAGCAGCGGACGAGAAGGCAAGGAACAUGGAUAAAGAGGCGCAGGCACUGGCUGUGGCGCCGUAUCGAGAAGGGCGAAGCGAGGAAAAAGACAUCCAACAUUUGAGGAACGUUGAUUAAGGCUUGCCGAUUGACCUACUUUCAAGCACAUCAAUCUCGGAAUGCGUCUAACGCACGAAGCUCGCAGACCAUAUGCGCCAUGCUGAGUAGGUCAAUUGGAUGCCGCUAACUGUAAUUGCCGAAUCCGGAGGAUUACGACAAGGCAGCACAGGCCAAGUUUCGAAAGUGUCAAGGAGAACAGGGGCAAGGUACUUAUAAUAUCAUAAUUGCUUAAGUAAGUGAGUAACUUCUAGUACUUUUUAGCAGUGAGAAUAUGGAUUGUCUCAGUUGAUCGAUUUACUUUGCACCAGAUGAACUACCAAGCAAGCCCACCAGAAAAAAGUAUGUUCGUUCUAAUGACAACCGAUAUGGCCAUGGCCCUAGAUCGAUUUCCUUUUUGUUGAUCAUAACAACAAAGCGGCCAAGGAGGAGAACAAGAAGGAAGAGGCGCCGGCGGAACCGGCAGAGGAGGAAGAGGCGCCAGCGGAACCGGCAAAGGAAGAGGCGCCAGCGGAACCGGCAAAGGAAGAGGAGAAGAAGGAAGUAGAGGUGGCAGCGGAUCCGGCAAAGGAGGAGAAGAAGGAAGAGGUGGCAGCGGAUCUGGCAAAGGAGGAGAAGAAGGAAGAGGCCAAGGAGGAGGCCAAGGAAGAGAAGAAGGAAGAGGCGACGGGGCAACCGGCAAAGGAAGAGCCCAAGGAAGAGAAGAAGGAAGAGGCCAAGGAGGAGGAGAAGGAAGAGGCGUCGGCGGAACCGGCAAAGGAAGAGACGUCGGCGGAACCGGCAAAGGAAGAGGCCAAGGAGGAGAAGAAGGAAGAGGCGGCGGCGGAACCGGCAAAGGGAGAGGCCAAGGAGAGUGCAGCGAAAGAGCCGGUGGAGCCUCAGGUCUUGCGGCCGGAGCAUGCUACAGCAUCAACAUCACCACGAACACCACCGCAGGUUCGCGGUCAGGAUGAAGCAAGAAAAUUCCUCGCGAAAGAUGGUGGGCAUCAAAGUGUACAGGGUGAAGACGUGCUAAGGCCCCGUAGAUUAAUAUAUUAUAAUAUUAAAUCAUCUUUCUUAGAAGAAUGCAUUAUCUGCAGAAGCAUCCUUUGGAAGGGACUUUGAUAGAGAUUGGUUUUCAGCCAGAAGAUAUUCAGAAGCAUCAUAAGAAGGCUCCUGUGAUAUUUAGAGGGGACUUACUUUGAUAAGGGGUUCAGUCUGUUGAACUUUUCAAAGGGAACUUCAAAGGUUUGCUUAGCGAGAAAACCUAAAAGCUCUAACAUUGGCCGGGCCGAAGCAUGUGCAGGUCAACGUUCGCGCGAGCCCAGUUGUGGUCGGUAAGCUCCUUACUUUGUGCACCUUUGUUUUUUAACGCUGCGUAAGUUAUUAUAGGUGCCCCUGCUGCCGUGAUUUUUGUCUUUCGUAAGGGGGGAAGGGCGCACGAGCUGGGGAGACUGACACCAAAGCCCUGCCGCUAAGCUUUCCUAUAGGCAUGGGCCUGCAUAUCCGGCUAGAAGUUGACGCUUCGAAACAUAGACUUACAGAAGAUUGAUGGACUCUUUUCUUUGUGCAUUUGCAAUUUUCCUGCCGAACCCGAAGAACUUUUCUUGUUCCAUUCAGUCGAUGAAUAUUGUUGACAUCGAAAAGCGCCAGGAGGUAACUACUUCACCCAAAUCAAAAUCAGACUUUUUUUUACCCAAGUCAGACACUCCCCUACCCAAAUCAAAGUCACUGCGAAGGCGUAUGAAUAUUACACAUGAUUAAUAUACAGGACGAAAAUCCGUUUUCACUUUCAACGUAUCCUAGGAGAUGAAAUGGCUGAAAAUGGAAACGCUUUUUGAUUGAGUGCAUUAUAGCUACAACAAAACUUCAGAUGUUCACUCAUGUGCUCCCGGCAGUGGCUUUUUGCAGCGGUGUGGAGAUGAUCGGAAAACGACUGGGAAACCGCGGCUGAGAGGUGGAAAGAAUGCGAGUUCGGGUUUUUUGAAAAAACGUCCUGGCAAUGUUGGUACUACGCAAGAAAGUGACUGGCUCCUACGAUUCCUUCUUAAUAUUAUUCCCUUCAUGAUGACAGCGCUAAGAAAGUGACAGCCGAUAACCAAAAGUAGCAAUCUUGAGCAUUUGCUUUACUGUAGUUUUUGUAGGUGGUGAGCACUAUUUUCUUACUUGCUUCCUUCAGCAUGAAUACAGCUAUUUUGUUACAGCUUGGCAUUGGUAGAUAAGAUCAUUCGCCGCAGUUGUUUUUACUGUCUGUUUGAUAAUAUUGAUACUCUCGCAUUUUUCACACACUCGAACUUUUCAACAUCUUUUUAUUUGUACUUAGAGAGUAGCUCCUAUCUGCAAAUAACUUUCAGGGAAUGAAAAUGCGGAGAAGUCGUGUGGUUUUUUUGGGUGGUGUGGCAGCACAGCCACAGCCCCUACACCCGACGACGGGAACACGGCCUCUACACCGCGGCUGAAGUCUUUGACUGCGCAGGCAGUUUUUAAGGCUCUUAGAAUUUAGUGUAUUGAGCACAGUGUACUUCUUUAAGAUAUGAGUCAUCGGUCUCAAGGAUGCAUGUUGAGUCUCAGGGAUGCAUGUUGAGUCUCAGGGAUGCAUGUUGAGUCUCAAGGAUACAUGUUGAGUGUCAGGGAUACAACAUGUUGAAUCUCAAGGGCCCUCAAGGAUGCAUAUGCGUCUGUGUAUGCGUAUGAAUCUAAAGGAUGAAUAAACAAUAGUGAUAAUAUUACCCUAUACAUAGGAUACGCAUUACUCUUAAGGAUGCAUGAAACAGACGCAGGCUAGGCUUGUGAUUGAUUUUGAAGUCUCAAAGGGAAUCCUAUCGGACUAGAUACUUGGAAGGCCCAAAGGGGGGUCUUAUCGUACUAAAUACUCGUAGCUCGUUUCUAACACAGCAGCGCUGCCGGGUGAGUCGAGUUUGGUGCUUUUGAUUUGCGUCUUUGCUGCGGCCGCUUUGUUGCGUUUGGCGGUUCAUCGGUGCCAUACGAGGGGCUAGCAGAGUGCCUGGAUCAUGUUGUGAAGCUGGAUCAUGUUGUCGUGAUCAACGUGUAAGUAUUAGAAUGCAGGUAGGAAAGUACUCAGUCUAUUUCUUAGGAACAUUGAGAUGGAAUUCAGGGAAGGUAGAGCUACGCUUUGAAUAUGGCGUAUAUCAUGUAUUUGUAGUAUAUCUUCGCUUAUUAUUAGAACAAAGCCAUAGCCCAUAGGAUAGUGAUGCAUAAAAUGUAGAAGCUCGAACGCGGAUAGCGCACAAUUGUAUUUAAUCUGAAGACUUCUACUUUCCUUUGUAUUGAUAGGAACCUCCGAAAAUUUAUAGUUUUGAUUUAUCGGAACUCGCUCGCGAUACAAAAAAAAAAAGUAUGGAUUUACUUGGAUUGAGAUUCUCAGUCAACACACUUCGUAGAAACAGGCAUACGCAAAAGACGCAAAGAAAAAGACAUAGUCCUAACGCAAAAAAAAAAACUCCACUGGAAAACCUAUCUGUCAUGAGAGAAAUCUGAAUUCAAGGCUGUCUCUACCUACCAGGAGACGCAUCUUGCUUUCAGAUUGGAAUUUUUGGAUAGUGCUGAGACUGUACGUAGAUCGGAUUUUGAAAUUUUUGGAAGUAGAAAUCAAUUUUUGAAAUGAAUUGUUGGCAAGAUGAUUGUGAUAUUGAUAUUGGAGCUAGCCGGAAGAUACGAAGUGGUCCGCACAGUCAAGUAUCUGUAGUCGUAAGUGUGAUCAUGUACAAGGAAGAACUAAACAAGCAAUAUUGGAGCUAGCCAGAUUUGCAUGUUGUAUAAGUACAAUCAGGCAGAAGUGAUCACGACAAUGAUGCAUAGGUGCCGAGGACUCGAAUCAUCGUCACUGACGGAAAAGAUCACGGCUGUGAGAACCUUUGUCGAAUUAGAAUUUUUCAAGAAAAAACUAGACUCAAAAUGAACAAAGAGGAAUAGGAAACUACUCAUUACAACAAUGCGAGCCAAUUAUUCUGAAAAAUAUAGUUGGAAAUUAUUUUGACCCACCAAAGAAAAGGUUGGGCUUGGGUAUUCUAUCAUCAGCAUGAAGUGAAAAUUUAAGAACUACAGCAACAAAUGAGCACUCAGAUGUACUUAACACAUUUUUUGGAGAAAUGAAUAAUAAAUUAUUGAAGCCACGAUUAGGGUCUUCCAACACAAAUUAGGGUCUUCCAACACAAACAACACCAAACAGGGAAAAAAAUGCAAAUGUCCUCUCGCUGCACUCGUCUCAGUCCUGUAUGAGGAUUCUUUUCAUCUCAUGCAAAUAAGAUUCUUGACUAUCUAAGGUUCACCAAAUUAUUGAAGCCACGACUGCACAAGAAAAAAAGGCGAGAUCGCCAUAUCGAUUGCCAGGGUGAUGCAUCUUUUCGCA
This is a messenger RNA of Amoebophrya sp. A25, 12489 nucleotides long. Lineage: Eukaryota; Dinophyceae; Syndiniales; Amoebophryaceae. The record is from the annotation of a GenBank genome assembly.